AUGGGUCGGCUCGACCGGAGUUAUACCACGGCCUCACAGAAAUCCGGCGUGAAACAACCACAGCGUUGUGUUUCGCCGUCCGCUACAGCUGUAGUAGAGCCUUCACCAAGAAGCGUCAACGUGGCCUUGGAAACAUCAUUCCUCUUCGAACCAAAGGAAAUGAAUGACAACAUAGCUUUUAUAAAGAAUAUAAAAGACUUCUUAGACAAACUUUAUACAAUGUUAGCGCCGCAGUUGAAAAACUAUAACCGUUAUCGUGAUCUUCGAGCGUCAAAACAGUUCAGAGCAGAUGACAGACCACAAUUGAAUUUUGUGGAUCUUUUUCAAGAAUACUGUAACCACGUGGCCAACAUAACCUUAUCUAGUUUCGACCAAUCAGCAUCAGUUAUUAAGAAAGAAGUUUUUAAAAUGGUUGACUCCAACAAGUCUAUACUGAAACAUAUUUUACCGGAUAAGAACAUUAAGGAAAUUAUGACGGAUCUCCUUAAUAAAACACACGGAGUCAAAACAUAUCAACGAUGUCACAAAAUACCCGCGAUGCGCAGAUUCUCUAGGAAAAUGGAUAGAAUCUAUACGCAACGUGAUAUGAAAAAGUUACAUAAAUAUUUGAAAAAAUUCUACGAAGCUAUUGAGAGCACGAGUAAAUCGGAUGCGACAAAAAUCGUUAAAGAAUUCAUACGAUUCGCUAUCGUAGACAAGUAUGACGAACUUAAUGAAACUGAUAAGAAAUUUUUCGUAAAAGAAGCGAAUAUUUUAUUAGGUAAUAUAACACAGGAGAAAAAUAAGGAAUUAAUCGAAAAACGCCAUAUUCAACAUCAUGAUAAAAACACACAAAUACCAAAAAAUAACCUUUCGACAAAUUCUAAUGCACAAAGGAAUUUCGGUGAAGCAAUAAAUACAACUUCUAAACCAAAAUUGAAAUCUACAAAUGACAAUAUGGAAACACGGAAAUCAAUAGCACGUACAGAAAAAAGGGUCGGUGUGAUGAGGUCAAGGAAUGAUAGAGAAAGAACUGGCAAUAAUGAAAUUGUAGUUGAUAAUAUAGAGCUUGUAGUGCAGUCGCUUAAAUCGUAA
Messenger RNA from Spodoptera exigua (beet armyworm), 1074 nucleotides. NCBI's taxonomy places the organism in Eukaryota, Metazoa, Arthropoda, Insecta, Lepidoptera, Noctuidae. The record is from the annotation of a GenBank genome assembly.